Messenger RNA from Aureobasidium subglaciale EXF-2481, 528 nucleotides. RefSeq lists its product as uncharacterized. Lineage: Eukaryota; Fungi; Ascomycota; Dothideomycetes; Dothideales; Saccotheciaceae. The transcript has a single exon. The record is from RefSeq and is a predicted model, not a curated record. The coding region runs from base 1 to 528 and encodes 175 amino acids.
AUGCCCGAUUCGCAGCUGUACCUCACAGCUACCGUGGUGUACGAUUCUAUCUGGACAUUCGACAGUGCAGUGGAACAGACAUUGACGUAUACCACGACCUAUGUCAGUUCGCACGGUCAACAUAUGGGAUAUGCAAUUGUGGUCAACACUGCUCUGCCAUCGCCAUCACAAGUCGAGACAAUUGGCAUAACUUACUCAAUACGCCCUGACACAAGUUCGACACAACACGUUUCGGCAACAGUAGCAACACACAUGCCGACAGCGACUACCUCACAGUCAAGUGCAGUCAUGAGUGCGCCUUGUGACGGGUCUUCUUCAAGUCGCAGCUGGCCAUUAUCGCAGAGCCUCGCGUAUUUUCAGUUUGUUUUGUUAUGUCUCUUUUGCGGUGGCUAUUUCUGGUCUCGUCGCAUGACACUGCAGCAAAGUCAAGAUGAUGAGAACGAACAUGGGCGCGACACAUGCAUGGUUGUCGAAGCAAGCGACAAGAAGUCUACCUCUGAUCAAUGUCAAAGCGUGAAGCAGCCUUGA